Molecule: messenger RNA, 4129 nt
Organism: Bursaphelenchus xylophilus (pine wood nematode)
Lineage: Eukaryota; Metazoa; Nematoda; Chromadorea; Rhabditida; Aphelenchoididae
Source: the annotation of a GenBank genome assembly
AUGAUUCUUUCUGAUUUAGUACGAAACCGUGAAUCGGGGGCGAGCAGUGUGGCGAUUGUGGCGAGUCAAGUGCCGCAUCAGGUGUACAACGAAUUCGGGGGCAGUUCGAGCAGUUUUCGGAACGAAUACCAAAUCGCGCAAGGAGAGCAUGGGCUGGUCAAGGUGGAGGUGAAAAACGAAAAGGAUGGUGGGUAUUUUUGGAGGGGAAAAUGAAGCACUAGGCCUUCCGAAAAGUCGCUGAAAUUAUUUUUAGUGUUUGCACUGUGCAGAAAAUUCAGGGUGAGAGUGACAGCCCAGAAAAGUCUAUUGCACGGUGCAAAAUGCAAGAAAUUGCAGAGUGCAAAGAAAAAUUUUGUUUUCGAAUAGUGCAUGCCGCAAAAAUCACUUCAUUGACUUUGUGAAAGGCCUAGUAAAAAGGCUGUAAAACCAGCUUGGGGCUACAAGUCCUUCUGGAAAGUCGCCGGACUUUUUGCACCGUGCAAUAGACUUUUUUCGGCUGUCGCUCGCACUCUGAUAUUUUCUGCACAGUUCACGUCGCCGAAAUCACUCCAGCGAUUUUCCGGAAGGCCUAGUCCAUAAAGUCCGUAGAAUUUUUUUUGGCGACGUACCGGGUGCGUUCGCCGAAAGUGCAUGUCGCUAGUGCAAAUUCACAGCUUCCCGUGCGAAAAAAAGAAGAAAACGCACUGUGUAAAAUUCUACGGACUUAUGGCGCGACUAGUAUGGCCACACAGACAUUAUUUUUUGAGAUCGAAGUUUUUAAAAAUCUAAAAAAAAAUAUUUUUCUUUUUUUUUUGAUUUUCCACAAAAAUAGCUUUAAUUUUGCCCGAAAUUGCCACAGGCAAUAUUUAAAAAUGAUUUUGGUUUUAAACUUUCUGUAAUAUUCCAACUGCUCGACCAAAAUUUUCGUUGUUUUCCCAGAGAAAAUGGGAAAAAAAUUUAUUUCGCAAAUUUUCGACAAAAAAUGAUGAUAUAUUUUUCAAUUUUCAAGUUCAAAAAGCCCAGUAUUCUGCUUCAGACGUCUCCCUUGGCUCAGUUCACAAUCCAAACGAUCGAAAUACCCCAUCGGACUCGAGCAUUCUCAACCUCACGGACCAUGAGCAGAGUAGUGAAAGUGCUCCAACCACCUCAACUGGAAAGCGAUGUAAGUGCAAGUAUAUUGGAUGAAAUGCAGGCCUUUGCAAUUCGCAAAAUGUAGAGUGGUAUAUUUCAGGACAUCUGCGAGAUCUUUAAGUUUUAUUUUGCUCAAAGUUUUCAGAUUUUUUGGCCAAAAAUGGGCAAAAAAUGCCAAUUUUUUCUGAUUUUCAGUUUGAAAAAUUUUUUUGUCUAGCGUAAUUUUUCUUUUGCAAAAAAAUGUCCACUCACUUUAUGAAAAUACUAAUAUAUAGUAGUAAUUUCCCUUUCAUUUUUCAGCCAAAUUCUCGCAAGACCGGCGAAAAGCCGCCACACUGCGCGAACGCCGACGUCUGCGCAAAGUGAACGAAGCCUUCGAGCUGGUCAAGCAGCGCACUUGCACUAAUCCCAACCAAAGACUCCCCAAGGUCGAGAUCCUGCGCGGCUGCAUCGACUACAUAAACAAAUUGGAGGGAAUGCUCCAGGCCCAAGGCAAAAUGACCACCAUUAUGGCGAGGAAUGCCGGAAUCCCCAUUGAUGGUGAGGAAUUGAACGAUUUUUUGAUGGAAAAAUUUGGAAAAAUCGAAAAAAUGUGGAUUGAUCUUUUAAGAGAAAAAAUGAAUUAUCUCAAAAUUGGCAGAAAAAUAAGAGAUUUUUUGGUGGAAAAAAUUGAAAGAAUUAUUAUUUUUUUGCGAAAAAUUCGAAAGAAUCAAAAAAAUUAUUGACCGAUUUUUUGGAAGAAAAAAUUGGAAAAAGUGUUUUUUACAAAAAAUAAGCUAUUUUUUGAUGGAAUUUUUUUUUAAAUGUGAUUUAAAAGCGGAAAAAUUUUGAAAAAUUAAAAAAUUGUGGAUCGAUUUUUUUGAGGAGAAAUUAGGAAAAAAAUUUGGAUGAAAAAUAAGCGAUUUUUUGGUGGAAAAAUCGGAAAAUAAAAAAAAAAUUUUAGGAAAAGAAUGCGAUUUUUUGAUUGAUUUUUUAAUGUGAUUUUAACGCGAAAAAUUUUGAAAAAAUCGGAAAAAUGUAGACCAAUUUUUUCACGGAAAAAUUGAAAAAAGUUUUUGAUGGAAAAAAUUAAAAAAACUUUUUUUUAUCAAAAGGUUAGUAAAAAUAGCAAAUUCAGGGACCUCUGGCUCGUUUUUCCUCACUGACCCGUAUGGCCAACAACAGCAUAUUGAGCUAGAGCCGCAUAUCCACGAUCAUCAACAUAGUCAUCCUAGGGCGAUGGAAGAGGUCCCCAAAUAUGCGAAACAGUCGAGGCAACGGGUCCAAAGCAUCCCGGACACCAUUGGCGCCACUCCGGCCAAGCGGCCGAAAACAAAAUCUCAGUCAAAGUAAGGGGCCUUUUGCAAACCAAAAUUUUCGAAAUUUGAAUAUUUAAAUUUUAAUUUAAGUUCUUGAAAUUUUGACGAUGAAAUUUUAAGAGUAAAAUUUUACAUAUUCAAAUUAUAAAAUUUCAAACUUUUCAAAAAAAAUUUUUUUAAUUAAAUUUUAAAAUUUAAAUAUUUAAAUUUCAAUUUAAGUUGAUGAAAUUUUGACGAUGAAAUUUUCAAGGCAGAUUUAUGUUUCAAAUUAUAAAAUUUCAAAUUUUUCAAAAAAAAAUUUUUUUAAUUAAAUUUUUUUAAAUUUGAAUAUUUAAAUUUUUUAUCCCAAAGAUAUUAGGGUGUCCCAUAAAUCUUGCAAAUUUUUGGGUUUAAGAAUGAACGUCUCAUUUCGGGGGCCUAGAGAACUGUACUCCUUAAUGUUUGGUACUGUUAGAACCACCAUCCUUUACACUUGUUAACAGCAUAAAAAUUUUAACUAACCACGUGGCCUCCGGGCAAAUACUUAACAUUCUUUAAAAUCAUCCAGUUUUGGGAAGCGUUAGUAAAGCGAUCCCGUUCUUUGGUAAGUGAGGCUGCACCUUUGCAACCACACUUUUCAAUAAAUCUACUGGGUGCUCUGUUUCUAAAUAAGCGGCGCUUUCCACUGAAUUAGUGCUUAUGACGCUGUCCUGCACGUUCCUUGUAUUAGGCGUCAUGGUGAAUAUCACGAUGUACACACUUUUGCGUAUAAAAUUUUUUUGAGGGUGGUUUCUCAGGUCGCGCGGUUACCAUAAUGAAAAUAGCAUUAGAUUUAUGCGUUUUAAGUAAGGAUCCGUUGGCUACCUUGUUUUGAAUUACCACUGACCCAAGAAAAUUUGAAAAAAUGAGGUGCAUUUACUCAACACCAAAAAAGUUGUCAUGAGUACAAAUAACAUUGUAGUGCACUGUGUUCUAAACAGUGACAUAUGUAUUUUACCGUAGCAAGAGGAUUUUGAAAUAGCGGUGCUAGGUGCUGAAAAAACACUCUAUUUUGAAAUUUUUUCGUAAAUUUUAAAAAUAAUCGGGAAAAUUUUUAAAUUUUGUAUAUCUCAGGGCAAAAGAGUGACACAUGCGGUAAAUAUAGCCGCAUUAUGUUCACAAGUAAGCGUAGACUACACACGAUGCACAUCUACGGCCAACACUUUCUACCUUCGGAAAACCAGGUCAGAAAAACAUGAGUGCAACAGUUUUCAUGUUGGUCAAACCACCACAAAAGUACCCAUGCCUGUAUCGCAGCGCGGACUAUAAUAAGAUCCAAAGCUCUCACGCGUCCUAUUUUCACGUUUAGUGGGCCAACAGAUCUAUUUGUACAAAGCAUAUAUCUAUUUUAAAAUCAGCAAGCAAAAUUUUUCUUAAUGUCUACUAUAAUAUCGGGGCAGUGUGGGUAGGAGGUAGACCUUAUGUGGCUUUGUCAUAUACAAUUUAGAAGCCCUUUAUCUGAGCUUCAGAACAGUAUAUCCAACAUACUCCAUAAUGCGUUUCAAAGCUUACAAGAAUUCGCACAAAUCGACGACCCAAAAAUUUGCAAGACUUAUGGGACACCCUAAUACCAUAAAUCACACUGAAAUUUUUUUUUCAGAGCCCACGAAUUAACUCCUCAACCUCAAGCCAGUCAAGUCAUCGAAUCUCAAGGCAAGCCGGACCUUGCUUCCCAUUCUCAACUCCCAAAGAAAAAGGAUUAA